This is a messenger RNA of Scedosporium apiospermum, 5229 nucleotides long. Its product is annotated as DNA-directed RNA polymerase II subunit rpb1. The transcript has 3 exons. Gene Ontology annotation, cellular component: RNA polymerase II, core complex. NCBI's taxonomy places the organism in Eukaryota, Fungi, Ascomycota, Sordariomycetes, Microascales, Microascaceae. Gene Ontology annotation, molecular function: DNA binding. The record is from RefSeq and is a predicted model, not a curated record. Bases 1 to 5229 code for a protein of 1742 amino acids. Gene Ontology annotation, biological process: transcription by RNA polymerase II.
AUGGCGAACCUAUACUUCUCUCACUCGAGCGCGCCGAUAAAGACGGUAGAGGAGAUCCAGUUUGGCAUCCUGGCUCCUGAAGAGAUCAAGAACAUGAGCGUGUGCCACAUCAUCUACCCUGAGACCAUGGACGAGUUGCGCAUCAAGCCUCGCGACGGAGGAUUGAACGAUCCCCUUCUCGGAUCCAUCGAUAGACAAUUCAGGUGCAAAACAUGCACCCAGGCGAUGGGAGAGUGUCCAGGCCAUUUCGGCCACAUCGAGUUGGCGAAGCCCGUUUUCCACCCAGGCUUCCUCAAAAAGGUCAAGAAGAUUCUUGAGAUGGUUUGCCACAACUGCAGUAAAGUGAAGGUGGAUAGGACCGACGCGGACUUUGCGCGUGCAGUCCGAAUUCGAGAACCCAAGGCGCGUUUCCAGAAGGUUUGGGAACUCUGCAAGAAGAAGAACAUCUGCGACAACGAGCCCCGCGAACGGAUGGAUCCCGGUGUAGAUGGUGGACAGCAGAAGGUCAUCAUCAACCACGGCGGCUGCGGCAACAUUUGCCCCGAAGUUCGCCAGCAGGGGCUCAGCAUUCUUCUCAAAGGUGGCAUGGCCGAUCAAGAAGGUGCUCCUUCUUCCAAAAAGAAGGAUAUGGUGCCCAUUUCUCCCGAACAGGUGUUAAACAUCUUCCGCCGCAUCUCAGAUGAUGACAUGAGGGACAUGGGUCUGAAUGCAGACUAUGCUCGCCCUGAAUGGAUGAUCGUCACUGUCUUGGCAGUUCCACCCCCUCCCGUCCGACCCAGUGUCUCCAUGGACGGUACUGGCACCGGCAUGCGAAACGAGGAUGAUUUGACUUACAAGCUGAGUGACAUUAUUCGAGCGAACGGCAAUGUAAAGCAGGCUAUCCGGGAGGGCUCUCCAAACCACAUUCUUCGCGACUUUGAGCAGCUUUUGCAAUACCACGUUGCCACGUAUAUGGAUAACGACAUCGCAGGCUUGCCCCGCGCCCUGCAAAAGAGCGGCCGACCCGUCAAGGCCAUUAGAUCGCGUCUAAAGGGAAAGGAGGGUCGUUUGAGGGGAAACCUCAUGGGAAAACGUGUGGACUUCUCAGCUCGUACCGUCAUCACCGGAGAUGCCAACUUGUCGCUCGACGAAGUCGGUGUUCCUCGCUCGAUCGCGCGUACACUCACGUACCCCGAGACUGUCACCCCUUACAACAUUGGCAAGCUUCACCGCCUCGUACAAAAUGGUCCGAACGAGUAUCCCGGCGCCCGAUAUGUUAUUCGCGCUGACGACGUCGGCGUUACCCGAAUCGAUCUGCGACAUCACCGUCGCGCGGGACAGAUUACUCUCGAGUACGGCUGGAAGGUCGAACGCCACCUCAUGGAUGGCGAUUAUAUCAUCUUCAACCGUCAGCCGUCUCUGCACAAGGAGUCGAUGAUGGGUCAUCGAGUUCGCGUCAUGCCCUACUCGACAUUCCGACUGAAUCUCUCUGUCACGUCACCUUACAACGCCGAUUUCGAUGGUGACGAGAUGAAUUUGCACGUCCCCCAAAGCGAAGAAACUCGCGCCGAAGUUAGGGAACUUUGCAUGGUGCCUCUGAACAUCGUCUCGCCGCAGCGAAACGGUCCGCUCAUGGGUAUUGUUCAGGAUUCACUGGCUGGUAUCUACAAGCUUUGCCGUCGUGAUACCUUCUUAAACAAGGAGCAGGUGAUGAACGUCAUGCUCUGGGUGCCUAAAUGGGACGGCAUCAUCCCGACCCCUGCGAUCCACAAGCCGAUCCCGCUAUGGACUGGCAAGCAAAUCAUCAGCAUGGUCAUCCCGCCCACCAUUAGCUUGUUCAAUCCUAGUGAGAGCCGAGAGGAUGCGCCGCUGAAGGAUGAGGGUCUCCUCAUCCAAGGUGGAAGGCUUAUUUACGGUCUUCUCUCGAAGAAGAGCGUAGGUGCCGCUGGCGGUGGUAUCGUGCACUUGGCCUACAAUGAGCUUGGUCCGGAGGGUGCCAUGGCGUUCCUUAAUGGGGUUCAGUCCGUGGUCAACUAUUGGUUCUUGCAUGUCGGCCAUUCUAUUGGAAUUGGCGACACGAUUCCAGAUAAGGCGACCAGUGAAAAGGUGCAGAUUCAUAUCGAUGAGCGCAAGGCGGAAGUCGCAGCGCUCACUGCCCAGGCAACGGCAAACCAGCUCGAGGCUUUGCCUGGUAUGAACAUCAGAGAGACCUUUGAAAACAAGGUCUCCAUUGCCUUGAACAAGGCUCGUGAUGAUGCCGGUACCACCACCCAGAAGAGUUUGCGCGAUAUGAACAACGCGGUUCUCAUGGCCUCAUCGGGUUCUAAAGGUUCGUCCAUCAACAUUUCCCAAAUGACGGCGCUCGUCGGCCAGCAGAUUGUCGAAGGAAAGCGUAUUCCUUUCGGAUUCAAGUACCGAACGCUGCCCCAUUUCACCAAGGAUGAUUACUCCCCCGAGGCACGUGGGUUCGUCGAGAACUCUUACCUCCGUGGUCUUACGCCAACUGAGUUCUUCUUCCACGCCAUGGCUGGUAGAGAAGGUCUCAUCGAUACUGCAGUUAAGACGGCCGAGACGGGCUACAUCCAACGUCGUCUCGUGAAAGCGCUUGAAGACGUUAGCGUGAAGUAUGACGGGACCGUCCGCAACUCUCUUGGUGACAUCGUUCAGUUCCUCUACGGAGAGGAUGGCCUCGACGCUCUAUGCAUCGAAAAGCAGCGUAUGGAUCAUCUCAGCAUGUCCAACGCCGACUUUGAAUCGCGCUAUCGUCUAGACGUCAUGGCCAACAAGCGGCCUGCUGCCCUGGAUGCUUUGGAGUAUGGCAAUGAGAUCGUUGGCGACCCUGCCGUCCAGCAAUUGCUGGACGAGGAAUAUGACGCCCUCUGGUCUGAUCGAAACAACGUCCGUGAGAUCAACGCCAAGAAGAAGGGUGACGAGAUGAUGCAGCUUCCUCUCAACGUCAUUCGAAUCAUUGAUUCGGCUAGGAGGCUGUUUGGCGUUGAUGGUAGCCAGCGCAGCGACCUCCGCCCUCAAGACGUCAUACCCGCGGUGCAGGCGAUGCUCGAUCGCAUGACUAUUGUCACUGGCAAUGACCCUAUCUCUCAUGAAGCCAACAAGAACGCCAUGAUUCUCUUCAAGGCACAGCUUCGUUCCCGCCUGGCUUUCAAGCGUAUCGCUGUUGGCCAGCGUCUCAACAGGCUCGCCUUCGAGCACGUUCUUGGUGAGCUGCAGGGCCGUUGGGACAAGGCAUUCGUGAACCCUGGCGAAAUGGUUGGUGUUUUGGCAGCCCAGUCCAUUGGUGAGCCUGCCACUCAGAUGACGCUCAACACGUUCCAUUUUGCUGGUGUAUCGUCCAAGAACGUUACAUUGGGUGUUCCACGUCUGAAGGAAAUUCUCAACCUCGCCACAAACAUCAAGACGCCUUCAAUGGUCGUAUAUCUCGAGGGACGAAACGCCACUCAGGAGGCGGCGAAGGCUCUUCGAAAUGCCGUCGAGUAUACGACUCUGCGAUCAGUCACCGCGUUCACAGAAAUCUACUAUGACCCCGAUAUCAUGUCGACUACCAUCCCUGAGGAUAUGGACAUGCUCGAAUCAUACUGGCUGACUGAUGACACGAUGCGCCAUACGAUUGAUGACCAAUCUCGUUGGCUCCUUCGUAUCGUGCUUGAUCGGCAGAAGAUGUUGGAUAAGGGUUUGGACAUUGAGGAUGUCGCUGCCCGAAUCCGACAAGACUACCCCUCCGAUCUUGCAGUCAUUUCCAGUGAUAACAAUGCCGACGAGCAGGUAAUCCGCAUUCGAACAAUAUCGAGCAAUGACAAAGAUGAAGACUCGGGUGUUAUUGAGGACGACGUAAUGUUGAAGCGUUUCGAGAGCCAUCUUCUCGACACGCUCACCUUGCGCGGCGUGCCGGGCAUUGAGCGAGCUUUCUUGACGAAGGGUGACAAGCUCAUCGAGACUGAUGACGGAUCCCUUUUGGCUGGCAAGACGGACCCUCGCUGCGAGGAGUGGUAUCUCGAUACCUCCGGCAGUGCGCUCCGCGAGGUCCUCACAAUUUCCGGUGUUGAUACGGCCCGAACCUAUACCAACAACGUUUGGCAGAUCCUCGAAGUAUUUGGCAUCGAGGCAGCCCGUGCUGCCAUUGUGCGCGAGCUUACGCAAGUGUUAGCCUUUGGUGGUUCCUACGUCAACCAUCGACAUAUCGCCCUUCUCGUCGAUGUCAUGAGUUAUCGUGGUUCCAUCUCGGCCGUCACUCGUCACGGAAUCAACCGAGCCGACACUGGUGCGCUUAUGAGGUGUUCCUUUGAGGAAACGGUUGAAAUUCUCUUGGAGGCGGCGUCCAGUGGAGAGCUCGACGAUUGCCGAGGAAUCUCGGAGAACGUUAUGCUGGGACAGAUGGCGCCUAUGGGCACAGGCAACUUUGAGGUGUUCCUUGAUCCCAAGAUGCUUGAUACCGUCAUUUCUGAUCACGCACGCAUGGGUCUCAUGCCUGGAAUGCCGGUCAAGGGCGGCCCGACAGAGGGUGCUGCUACGCCAUACGACAGCGGAUCUCCAAUGGCGGAUUCCGGCUACGUGUCUCUUGGACCCGGUACCCCCGAUGCCGGCAACUUCUCUCCCAUUGUGGGAGCAGGAAGCGAGUCCCCAGCUGGCUUCCAGACGUCUUACGGUGCAGACGGCUAUGGUUCUGGCAGCUUCAGCCCCUACUCUCGUGGAGGCGCCACGAGCCCAUUCAGUACAUCCCCCACCUCACCAAUGGGCGGAUAUGGUGGAUACUCACCGACGUCACCUGCUGGAUACUCGCCGACUUCGCCGUUACUGGAUAGCUCUGGCGGACGCUUCGCCACCUCUCCUUCGUUCAGCCCUUCUUCGCCUUCAUUCUCGCCCACGUCUCCCAUGCUCCAUCGGCCCACGAGCCCCAACUACAGCCCGACGUCCCCGACGUAUUCGCCAACCUCUCCCACGUCGCCCAGGCACUACUCGCCUACGUCACCCAACCAGUUCAACUCACCCACAUCUCCCAACUACUCGCCGGCCAGCCCGAACUACAGCCCGGCCUCUCCCAACCUCCACGCAGCUGGGGCAACCUCGCCCUCGUACUCACCGGCGUCGCCGAAGUGGUCUCCCACCUCGCCGCAGUCAUACUCGCCUACGAGCCCUACCUUCCAACGAAGCCCGGCUCAGCAGUCGCCGACGAGCCCCAGCUACUCCCCUACUUCACCUCAGUGGUCUCCUAGAACCCCUGGACCUCAGAAUUAA